Messenger RNA from Echinops telfairi (small Madagascar hedgehog), 5202 nucleotides. RefSeq names its product SCY1 like pseudokinase 2 (gene SCYL2). The record is from RefSeq and is a predicted model, not a curated record. Gene Ontology annotation, biological process: protein phosphorylation. The coding region runs from base 44 to 2635 and encodes 863 amino acids. Gene Ontology annotation, molecular function: ATP binding; protein kinase activity. NCBI's taxonomy places the organism in Eukaryota, Metazoa, Chordata, Mammalia, Afrosoricida, Tenrecidae. The transcript has 18 exons.
AGGCGAGAGGGAGAGGUAACUGCUCCUACCUGAUACUGCAGCCAUGGAGUCCAUGCUUAAUAAGUUGAAGAGUACUGUCACGAAAGUGACGGCUGACGUCACCAGUGCUGUCAUGGGAAAUCCGGUCACCAGGGAGUUCGAUGUUGGUCGACACAUUGCCAGUGGGGGCAGUGGGCUAGCUUGGAAGAUUUUUAAUGGCACGAAAAAGUCAACAAAACAGGAAGUGGCUGUUUUUGUCUUUGAUAAGAAGCUGAUAGACAAAUAUCAAAAAUUUGAAAAAGAUCAAAUCAUCGAUACUCUGAAACGAGGAGUCCAACAAUUAACUCGGCUACGACAUCCGCGACUUCUUACUGUCCAACAUCCGUUAGAAGAAUCCAGAUUACUGUUUUUCUUUCAGAAAGUGGAAGCUGAGGUCAUUGAUCUGAAACUGCUCUUUUCUAAUGUUUCUGAAGGGUUAUCAUUUUUGCAUAGCAGUGUGAAAAUGGUUCAUGGAAAUGUUACUCCUGAAAAUAUAAUCUUGAAUAAAAGUGGAGCCUGGAAAAUAAUGGGCUUUGAUUUCUGCGUAUCAUCAACUAAUCCCUCGGAACAAGAGCCCAAGUUUCCUUGCAAAGAGUGGGACCCAAAUUUGCCAUCUUUAUGUCUUCCAAAUCCUGAGUAUCUGGCUCCUGAAUACAUACUUUCUGUAAGCUGUGAAACAGCCAGUGACAUGUACUCUUUAGGAACUCUUAUGUAUGCUGUUUUUAAUAGAGGAAAACCCAUGUUUGAAGUCAACAAGCAAGAUAUUUACAAGAGCUUCAGUAGGCAACUGGAUCAGUUGAGUCGUUUAGGAUCUAGUUCACUUACUAGUAUUCCCGAGGAAGUCCGUGAACAUGUAAAGCUGUUGUUAAAUGUGACUCCAACUGUAAGACCAGAUGCAGAUCAAAUGACAAAGAUUCCCUUCUUUGAUGAUGUUGGCGCAGUAACGUUGCAGUAUUUUGAUACCUUAUUCCAAAGAGAUAAUCUUCAGAAAUCACAGUUUUUCAAAGGACUGCCAAAGGUUCUACCGAAACUUCCCAAGCGGGUCAUUGUGCAGAGGAUUUUGCCCAGUUUGACUUCAGAGUUCUUAAACCCUGACAUGGUACCUUUUGUUUUGCCCAAUGUUCUACUGAUUGCUGAGGAAUGCACCAAAGAAGAAUAUGUCAAAUUGAUUCUGCCUGAACUGGGCCCUGUCUUUAAACAGCAGGAGCCAAUCCAGGCCAGCAACAUGAUUUUGUUAAUUUUCCUACAAAAAAUGGAUUUGCUACUUACCAAAACCCCACCGGAUGAAAUAAAAAACAGUGUCUUACCAAUGGUUUACAGAGCACUAGAAGCUCCUUCCAUUCAGAUCCAGGAACUCUGUCUAAACAUCAUUCCAACCUUUGCAAAUCUUAUAGAAUAUCCGUCCAUGAAAAAUGCUUUGAUACCAAGAAUUAAAAAUGCAUGUCUACAAACGUCUUCCCUUGCUGUAAGUAUUUACAAAUGUACUUUUACUCAUAAGAAGUUGGGAAUCACCAAAGAACAGCUGGCUGGAAAAGUAUUGCCUCAUUUGAUUCCCCUGAGUAUUGAAAACAAUCUUAAUCUCAAUCAGUUCAAUUCUUUCAUUUCCGUCAUCAAAGAGAUGCUUCAUAGAUUGGAAUCUGAACACAAGACUAAACUGGAACAACUUCAUAUAAUGCAAGAACAGCAGAAAUCUUUGGACCUAGGAAGUCAGAUGAGUGCUUCAGAAGAGACCAGAGCUACGUUUGUUGGGAAUCAGCAGAUCGACAAGGUCUUUCACAGCAUUGGAGCCGACUUUCUGACUGGGGCGGAGCCGGACAAUAAGGAGGAUGGGCUGCCAAGUAAACUGAAAGGAGCGUCACUUACACUUGAAGAAAAACAGAAAUUGGCAAAAGAACAAGAGCAGGCCCAGAAGCUGAAAAGCCAGCAGCCUCUUAAACCGCAGGUGCACACACCUGCUGCUCCAGUCAAGCAGACCAAGGACUUGACAGACACAUUGAUGGAUAAUAUGUCAUCUUUGACCAGCCUUUCUGUUACAACUCCUAAAAUGCCUGCUACAGGUACCUUUACUUCUUCUGUUCCUUCGAUGGGCCUCAGCAUGCUUUCUGCUCCAAUUGAUAACACAAAGAGAAAUUUGACAAACGGCCUCAAUGCCAACAUGGGCUUUCAGACCUCGGGAUUCAACAUGCCAGUUAAUACCAACCAGAACUUCUUCAGUGGUGGAAGCACCCCAGGAGUGACCAAGAUGGCCAUGGGAGCACCUGCCGCUUUGCCAAAUUUCAAUGUUAUGAGUGCUUCUCCUGCCAGUGCAAAGCAGACUCCACAAAGACCCACGGAUAUGUCUGCCCUGAAUAAUCUCUUUGGCCCUCAGAAACCCAAAGUUAGCAUGAACCAGUUAUCACAACAGAAACCCAGUCAAUGGCUCAAUCAGUUUGUACCUCCUCAAGGGUCCCCAGGUAUGGGCAGUACGGUGAUGGGGACACAGAUGAACAUGAUAGGACAGUCUGCCUUUGGUAUGCAGGGUAAUCCUUUCUUCAACCCACAGAACUUUGCACAGCCACCAACUACUAUGACCAAUAGCAGUUCAGCCAGUAAUGAUUUAAAAGAUCUCUUUGGGUGAAGUCUUGCUCUCAUUUUUGAAGGAUUCCUUCAGUUUUAAUUGUGAGCGAGCGGAUUUUCAUCUUCAUGGUUGGCUUCGAGGAAGGUCUCUGUGGGAAAUUGAGUGGUUCUGUGACUGAAAGCACCUGUUUCCGUGUCAGCGUAGUGGUCACGCGGACUCCCAACCAGCUGCGUUUUUUAAAGCAUUGAGGACUCUUUUCCCCUCUUGCCAGCUCCUUCAGGUUUGUAAAGACCUAACCUGUCUCAAAGGUCUGCUGAGUAUCUUGAGUUUCAGCUGAAUUUUUCAAUUCAAUGUUUACUUGGGCUUGUGAAUCUUGGUGUAAUUUUAAAAAUGAAUGUAUGGUCAUUGCGAGUGUCCUCUGCUCAGUACUACAUGCUUACCUUCCACUUCACAAGCCAUCCGUCUGCGUUUGAAGACGUGGAAAUCUCAAUGCUAUUCUGAUUUGUGUGCAUUAGUCUGACUGAAUGAGAAAGUGAUAAGCGUAAAGAAAAGGUUGGACUAAUUACAUCUUAUAUUUCAAAUGAAUUAAAGUUUAGUAUGAAAGACUGAACAAAACCCACAAAAUUUAAUUUACUUUCCUUUUUCAAGCUACAAGCAUUGUUCGCCAUCUUAAAUGCAAACUAGUCAUUGUAAAUUAUAUUUUAGCAUGUUCUGCCUCAAAUAGUAAUGUAUUUUUCUGCAUUGACUUGGCUAUAUUUAGAAUCACUUUUCCUACUGUAUCAUAGACAAAAGAGGUAUAUACUGAUUUGUACAAAUAUUUGACAAAAGCACCUGAUGUGACUUCCUUGACUAUUGCCUUCAUAUUUUCAUUUUGAAUUCAAUCUUUUGAGGCUGCAGCAUAUAUGAAUUGCAUUUUCAGAAAGGAGAUUUGUAAGAAGUAAAUUAUAUUUAAUGAGUAACUUUUGAGAUUUCUGUAUUGUUUCAAAUGUAGUAAAUUUUACGUCUCUAAAAAUGAACAGUUCAUUGCAUCUCUGGCUACAAACAGAUCUAGUUUCAGGUGGCACGAUUACGUCUUACCUCAUCAAGUACUGGUACUGAAGUUCAAGUCUUCCUUUUCCGGGAACUUCAGCAACCGUUUGUUCUAACAUCUUAAUGCCCUUAGUGACUAUUUUGAGGAUGGAAAGAAUAGAUUCGUCUGACAGGCCACAUGAUUUGUUUUCCAAAGCCUUUCUCUGAAACUUCCAUUUGUUGCUUAUUUAACGGUGGAGCCUUAUGUUAUGUCAUGUGUGCUUUGUUAAAUUAUAUCCCACUGUAGGUGGUCAGUCAAAACGUAUCUUUAACAAAUUGUAUCUGUGUUGUAGUUGCUGCCAUAGAACCUGUGACUUUUUGAUUAUCUAGGACCAGCAAUCAUUUAAAAAAUAAAUCAUAUGAAGUUUAGUGUGCUGGUAUGAAGUUUAUCCAUUACCUAUGAGUAUUCUUUCAGUAUGCUUGUACACACUAUGUUUUUAGUUUAAAAUAUUAAAGAAUUUGAUGGCCGUUUCAUGGCCAGCAGCGUUUAAUAUGAAAGUACUUUAAAAAAAAUAAAAGGUCAACUUCUACAUCUGCUUUCGGUAUCUGCACUGUACUUUAUUAAGUGGUUUUAGAAAAAGGACAAAUAGUAAUGCUGAAGAAACCGACAAAUAAAAACAUGAGAAAAAUCAAAGCGUUUUUGUCAAAUGUGUUUAUAACUGGACCAGAGUACCUUGUUUGUAAUGCAAUAUUAAUACUUCUUUUGAGAAAAUUUGCAUAUGGAAUAAAUUGCUUAAUGUUGAGGGGUUUUUUUUUCUUUGUGAAACUUCAGUAGUCAUUGUUUACUGGGAAAUUGUUUUUAAUUUUGUUAAAUAACUUGAUGUCAGUGUUGAAUUCUACAUAGAAGGAAUACUUCCUAGAGUAUAUAACUUUAACUUCUAAAUGUAAGACUAUAUUAUUUCAAAAGAUAUAUGUAAUUCUUAAGUAAUCUUCACAGCUUGAAAUUUGUUCAUUAAUCAGGAUAACGGUGCUACAUUUUUAUAAAAAUUUCCUGUACUGUUUUCUACUUUCUUGAAGGUAUUUUACUUAAAUCAUUUCCAUCAACUGAAUUGUUCCCAUUGCCUUUUUCUGCUGAGAAAUUGCCUCUGAAAAUACUGAAUUGUGCUAUUUUUAGAUUGUUUCUAUAUGAACAACAUUUUUAAAGUACUAGAUAACUUUAAAAUUACUUCAGGUAUUCGCAACAUCAAGUCACUUAUUCUUACAGUAGAAAUUGGUAGAUUAAAAACAUUUUGUAGACAAAACUUAGAGCACAAUUUCCUUUAUUUGAAUCGGUUCUAUUUUCUCCUAGUGUGAAAGUGAGUGAGAUAUGUAGGAAGUGUAUAGAAGAAAAUGGAAAUAGCGUUAUGUAGCUGACUGUUUUAUCUUUUUGUUUCGUCUUUUGCAAUGCAUAAACCUUUCUUUACACUGAAUAAGAUAAGGAAGUAGGUUUUUGUUUUUCUAAAACUCUGUAAAUUACCUCACAUGAUUGCUUUUAAAUAUGAAAGGAAAAGGUAUAUGUGAAAGAUCCUGAUAGCAAGCACAGAGUAUGCACCAAAUAAAUUGUAGCUUUGGUAAAACUU